CAGGCAGCAACAACGGUUGAACGCGCGUUAGCAGCAGCAGGGGCUGAACGCGCGUUAGCAGCAGCAGCAGCUAGUGCGGUAGCAAUGGCUACCUCUUCAGCCACUUCUGCUGCUGGUCAGAGUCUGGGUAUGCCACUCAACUCGACUUCACAGUCCAUCUCCAGUACCUCAGGAGCUGGCACUAGUCAGAUGGCGGGUUCGCAGUUCAGCUCGCCACCUCCAUGCACCCGGGAGCAGAUGGAGCUCCAACAGGUAGAGAGGAUUCGCUUGAGGCUAGAGGAGGAACUCAGGCAGGCUACUAAAAGAGAGAAAGAGAUUAGAGAUAGGAGUGUCAGACUAGAGGGUAGGGAGGCAGACAAGGCUGCGCUAGAGGGGUUAGAUGACUCGACUCUUAGCAAUAAUGAAAAGAUUAUGAAGGCGAGCAUCCUGUCCAUGCACGCAUACAUGGACAGUAAACUAGAUACAAUCCAGGACACCUUGGACCAGAUCCUGAAUGCCAUGCACAGGCCAGGAAUCAGGCCAGAAGUCCUACCAUCGCUGCCAUUCUCAGCGACGACAGGCCCCUAUGCCGCUCGGUCUGGACCACCACCAAGUGGUACAUCAGCAGCAGCCCUAUCUCAGACUGUUGCUUCUUCAUCUUUCAGUCCAGCGACCGGUGCUACACUACAGUCGCCACCUGUAUCGCCAACGGUACAGCAAUUUCCUUGGUAUCCCAAGACCCCUCUGAAACCACCUCCAACCUUCUCAGGAGACAAGAAGGAUGAGGCUCUCGACACGUGGUUGAGAACGGUUCCAGUCUGGGUGAGGGCAAAGAGGAUAUUGGUAGAAGAGGAAGUGAUAACUGCUGCAUCCUACUUAGAGGGUUCAGCAGCUCGCUGGCUUAAUGGAUUGGUAGCUUCAAACGGAUUCGGUAGGAACAUGGGCGGGUGCAGAGUUAGAUGCAAGGAGAGUGCUGAGGGUAGCAACCUUGCCGCAGCAGUUAAGACUAAGGCAGCAGGCCGCAGCAAGGGCAGUCAACAAAGGAGUCAGGGGCAGGCCUCCAACCCAAACAAAAUAGCAGCUUGGGUUAGGGCACGUCUGGUUCAAGAAGUGUGGCGGGAUCGUUGGUCACGUGGUGCUUGCAUAAACUGCGGCGAGUACGGCCAUACGCAGUUUAAAUGCAAGAACCUGAAGGUCUCGCAGAAGAUCCCUCCUAAGGGUGGGUUUUCUUCUUCUCAGUCUGGGGCCGAGUUCCAGCUCGGGAAACACUUAGGGUCGGUAGAAGAUGUAGCUGCUUCUACUCUCGUUGAAGCGGGUGAUGUACCCUCCCCGUUUCAAGAGAUGGCCAAAGCUAUUGACUCCUUAGUCACCCCGCAGAUGCAUCCAGACCCAACUAUACUAUGUACGUUGGAUGUGUCUGAGGCCUUAGAGGACCUUCAAGGUGAGUGGUCGGCAAGGGAGCCUCGUGAGUCCUGGGUGGCACUGAGUAGAGGUCCUAGAGGGGAGCACUUCGUUGUGGAAGUUGGUGUCGGUGGUCGCAAGUGCGGCGCCUUCGUAGACAUUGGCUCCACACGAAACUUCAUAAGUCGCGACUGCGUUGACAGACUGUGCCUAAAGGACCGGGUGCAGCGCCUUAGUACAUCGGUAGCAUCUACCUUGGCCAACAAAGAGCACAUGAUGGUGGAGGACUGCGUUAAAGAUGCAGUCUGCACCUUCUCCUACCCAGGAGGAGAGAUAAAUCAUAAGAUAUCAUUCCUGGUGAGCAACAAGUUUCCCUUUGACAUGUUGUUGGGCAUGUACUACCUCGAGGUUGCCAAUCCCCAGUUUGACUGGGACAAGAAGGUGUUGAAGCACGAGUUGCCUAGUGAGAGAACCGUUAGACUGGCUAAAUAUAAAGCCAGUAGGUUAAUAGACUCCUAUGGGUGCUUAUGCGCAUCUGCCUUCUACAACUAUUAUAAACAGAACCAAGAGGAAGGAAUGUACUUAGUCUAUGUCUCUGCAAAAGGGGAGGCUGUUAAAACACCCCUAGAGAUAGAGACCAUCGUUGCUAAGUACCCUGAUCUGUUUGAGGAGCCCUCACGAGUCGUAGACAGGGAGGUUGUCCAUGCAAUACAGAUCAUCCCAGGUAGCAAGACACCUAAAGGGAGAAUCUAUAGAAUGGCUCCGGCCGAGUUGGACGAGCUUCGUCGGCAAUUGAAAGAGCUCACAAAAAAGGGUUGGAUACGGCCUAGCACUUCCCCCUUUGGCUCAUCAGUCCAACUUGUUCCAAAGAAAGGGGGAACACUGAGGAUGUGCAUUGAUUAUAGAGGCCUCAAUGCCAUCACCGUUAAGAACGCAGAGCCUCUACCACGCAUCGACGACCUAUUGGAUAGGGUGCAGGGAUCUUUCAAACAUUUGAAGCAUGCUCUCACGCACCAUGAGGUUCUCAUGGUACCCGACCCGCAAAGGCCAUUUGUUGUAACCACUGACGCAAGCCAAUACGACAUUGGCGCAGUGUUGGCUCAGCAGGAAGGGAAAAAGUUGAGACCGGUCAAGUACAUGAGCAAAAAGAUGCCAUCAAAGAAGUUGGCAAAGUCCACCUACGAGAGGGAACUCUACGCUCUCUACAAGGCACUCGUCCACGGAAGGCACUAUCUGUUAGGAAGGUUUUUCUAUUUGAGAACUAACCAUCAGACCCUCAAGUGGAUCAAGACACAACCGGUUCUCUCCGAUGCACUCAAACGUUGGAUUGAAGUCAUAGAUCAGUAUGACUUCAAAGUAGACUAUGUGAAGGGAGAGUACAACAAGGUUGCAGAUGCGUUGUCUAGAAGGGCGGAUUACCUGGGUGCGCUGAUUUAUGAGUUUGGCCUAUCUGAGGACCAGACUGUCAAACACAUCAAGAAAUCUCAAGAAGUCAUGAUUGCUUCUGAGAACAAGCGUCGCACACAGUGCACAUUUCAGGUAGGGGAACGUGUCUGGGUCAAGGCUACAGCGAGGGCAGCGUCAAACCUAACAGCUAGAGAACAGGCAGCGGCAGCCAGAGCAGCAGCAAUGGCUAACGGCGCAGCCUCUGCUGCAUCCUCGUCUGGGACUCAGUUGGGGAUGCCCCUUGGAUCCCCGAGUACUUCCGGAUCAGAAGGUUCUGGUCAGUCCACAAGGCAAAUGGCGGGCUCGCAGUUAAGCCCGUUGACCCCACGCGGUAGGGAGCUCCUAGAGCUCCAACAGGUCGAAAGGAUCCGCGAGCGGUUAGAGAGGGAACUGAAACAAGCAACCGACAAAGAAAGGGAAAUAAAAAAUAGAACAGCCAGGCUUGAUACGUUAGAGGCAGACAAAGCUGCACUAGAGGGUUUGGAUGAGUCAGCCAUGUCUGACCAAGUGAAAAUAUUAAAGAACAGCAUGUUGUUGCUGCAUGCUCAUGUGGACAGCAGGCUGGACUUCAUGCAGAACUUUUUAGACCAGAUCUUGGACCUUUUGCAAAGGCCAGGAUUCAGGCCAGCAGCGCAGUCGCCGUUGCCGUUAACGGCGAGGUCAGGCCCCUUUCAGGUACAAGCUGGCACACAACCAAGUGGUACGUCUGCAGCAGCCGCACAGACUGUUGCUUCUUCUUCUUCUGGGUCAGCAGUGGUUGCUACACCAUCACCGCAACAACCUGUUCCUCAACAGGGACAGCAGCAAGGUCAAUGGUACCCAAAGACCCCUAUGAAACCGCCCCUUGCCUUCUCCGGAGAGAAGAAGGAUGAGGAACUCAACACAUGGUUGAGAACGGUUCCAGUGUGGGUAAGGGCAAAGAGGACUUUGCAGGAGGAGGAGGUGAUUACUGCUGCAUCUUACCUUGAGGGAGUCGUAGAGAGGGAGAUUGUCCACGCCAUAGAAAUCAUUCCAGGGAGUAAAACCCCAAAGGGAAGGAUCUAUAGGAUGGCUCCGGUCGAGUUGGACGAGCUUCAACGACAACUAAAAGAGCUUACAGAGAAGGGAUGGAUCCGGCCGAGUACUUCCCCCUACGGAUCUCCAGUGCUAUUCGUACCGAAGAAGGGGGGUACAUUGAGGAUGUGCAUUGAUUAUAGAGGCCUCAAUGCCAUCACAGUAAAGAACGCAGAGCCUCUACCUCGCAUAGACGACCUAUUGGAUAGGGUGCAGGGAUGUAAGUACUAUAGCAAGAUAGACUUAAAAUCCGACUACCAUCAGACUGCAAUAAGACCUGAGGAUCAGCACAAGACUGCUUUUCAGACCAGAUACGGUCUGUAUGAGUUUGUAGUGAUGCCCUUUGGCCUUUGCAAUGCGCCGGGAACAUUCCAGUACGCCAUGAAUAGGAUCUUCCAUGACCACUUAGAUAAGUUUGUCGUAGUCUACCUUGACGAUAUUCUUAUCUUUAGUAAGUCUGUCGAAGAGCAUGCACAUCCCGUUGAGACUGUACUUUCACUCUUGCGACAGCACAAGUAUAAGGUCAACUUAGAGAAAUGUGAGUUCGGACGCACUAAGAUCUUAUACUUGGGUCAUGAAGUAUCCGUGGAAGGUAUUAGGCCGGAAGAUGCGAAGGUGGCUAGUAUCAGGGACUGGCCACGACCUCAGACUGUUACUGAGGUCAGAUCUUUCUUAGGAAUGUGCGACUACUAUAGGAACUUUGUGAAGAAUUAUUCCAAAAUCGCCUCUCCUUUGACUGAUCUAACUCAACUUGACAUGCCGUGGGACAAGAGUGAUGAGUGCGAGGCUGUUUUCAAACGAUUGAAGCAUGCACUCAUGAAUCAUGAGGUUCUUAUGGUGCCCGAUCCUCAGAAGCCAUUUAUAGUGACCACUGACGCAAGCCAAUACGACAUUGGCGCAGUGCUGGCUCAACAGCAUGAGAAAAAUUUGAGACCGAUUGAGUACAUGAGCAAAAAGAUGCCAUCAAAGAAACUGGCAAAAUCCACCUACGAAAGGGAACUCUAUGCUCUCUACAAGGCACUUGUCCAUUGGAGGCACUUUUUGUUAGGACGGUUCUUCUAUUUCAGAACUGACCAUCAGAGCCUUAAAUGGAUCAAGACUCAACCGGCUCUUUCUUAUGCACUCAAGCGUUGAAUUGAGGUCAUAGAUUAGUAUGACUUCAAGCUAGAGUAUCUGAAGGGAGAGUACAACAAGGUUGCAGAUGCACUGUCACGUAGAGCAGACUACCUAGGCGCACUAGUUUCGGACUUUGGUGUAUCUGAGGAACUAACUCAAUCGCUGGUGGGAGCCUAUCAGGAAGACCCUGUCACGAUGGAUAUCAUACGCAAACUUCAGGCAAAAGAUAAGGCCACAAAAAAUGAGUUUGUGAUGGUGGACGGGCUUCUCUUUCUUUAUAAGGCCGAAUUUAAAAGA
Molecule: messenger RNA, 5292 nt
Organism: Chara braunii
Lineage: Eukaryota; Viridiplantae; Streptophyta; Charophyceae; Charales; Characeae
Source: the annotation of a GenBank genome assembly